Messenger RNA from Oryzias melastigma (Indian medaka), 1971 nucleotides. It is a transcript of the gene cdkn1a, whose product is annotated as cyclin-dependent kinase inhibitor 1A. Gene Ontology annotation, cellular component: nucleus. Gene Ontology annotation, biological process: signal transduction by p53 class mediator; regulation of mitotic cell cycle. Gene Ontology annotation, molecular function: cyclin-dependent protein serine/threonine kinase inhibitor activity. The transcript is spliced from 3 exons. The record is from RefSeq and is a predicted model, not a curated record. Lineage: Eukaryota; Metazoa; Chordata; Actinopteri; Beloniformes; Adrianichthyidae. The coding region runs from base 452 to 934 and encodes 160 amino acids.
UCUGGAAUUGUGGGAGAUUUCCUGGUGUGUGCUCUUGGAGUUUACUGCAUGUGUUUGUCUGUAUCCGGGAUACUGCUGCUCUCUGAUCAGCGGCCGCGCUCGCGCAUGCGCAGUGGCCGUGGGUGAGAAGAAGCGGGAUCGUGGAGGUGUCCUGAGCUGGAAUUUCCUCCAGUCCUGAGCCAGAGCUUCACGUGUCCUCGUGUUUUUUUUACCGGAGCAGGUCCACGUGCGCGAGCCCGCUGACUCCGCCCCCGCACGGGAGCUGAGGGUCCCCGCCCACCGGGUUCAUAAAGUUUGGAGCGUGAGCAUGUCUGCAAAAUAGUGGGAGAAGUCAUCCAGGAGGUUCUUUCUGCUCCGCGGAGGUGCUGCAGCAUCACAGCUGAGACGAGGAGGCUCACGGGAAAAAGAAAAAUAUUCUUGGAUUUUCACUGGACUCAUAAAUUGCAGAGUGAUGGCUGCUCCAAAGCGGAUUCCCAGCGGUCCCCGGAGACCCGUGAGGCGAAACCUGUUUGGCCCGGUGGACCGGGAGCAGCUUCGGCUGGAGUACCAGGCCGCCCUGCGCAAAGACCUGGAUGAAGCCUCGCUUCGCUGGGGCUUUGACUUUACCUCCGACAAGCCUCUGGAGAGCAGCCACUUCCAGUGGGAGAGCGUCCCGGGGGCCCGAGUGCCGCUGCUGUACAGGUGCUCCUGUCAAGAUGCUGGACCGGUCCAGAAGCCGGCGGAGACGAGGACCCCUCCCAAGAGGAGAAGAGCCGAGGUGCCUCAGAGGGAGAAGGAGAACAUCCCGCUUGUGCCAAAGAAAAGGUCCUUCAACGUGGAGAAAACGCCACAGAAGGAGGAGAAAGGUGGGAUGAAGAGGAAACAGACGAACAUUACAGAUUUCUACCAGGCCAAGAGACGAGUAGUCUUGAUGCCGCAGAAAUCCGGCGAGUGACGGAGGAGCGCCCACGCCGCGCCCCACUCAGGAACCACAUCCUCUGCAGGGGAGUCCAUACCUGUGAACUCAGAGGGGAGGGCUCAAACACAUAUCACCGCUCAGUUAAUUAGGCUACUGUAUGUGAGGGAUUGGUGCUUUUCCCAGGGCUAAGAAGGGGACAUUUGAGCAGAGAAGAUUAACAGUAAUCCACAGAAUCAGUGGAUUUCUCCUCAUUUGGAUCAAGGGGUUGCCAAAGUGAUGACGGACAUUUUUUGCUACUGUACAUUCCACAUCUCAGCUCCCGCCUGCAGGAGAAAGAAGAUGCCGGACACUCCCGCGUGUCACAAUAGUCAGUAACUUAUUCAAGAUGCAUGGAGCGCUGUACAGGAGUCUCAUUUUUGCAUUUUUUAACAUAAGUGAAGUGUUUUUAUAUGAACUUGUGGAAAUUGAUCAAAUUUUUUUUGCUUCAAUCAUGAACCACAGAACUGCUUCUACCUGCAUUUCCAUUCAUUUCCUGUCUCUAAGACGUCGUCUGCUGCUCUGUCCUGAUGUGUGAAUGGCUCUAAUAAUGAAUGUCAAGCGUGUAGCAAGAAUGGAGCAUUUAUAUAGAGAUAUAUAUUUAGCAUGUAUUUGUAAGUAGUAAAAAACAAAAAAAAAUUGCAGUAUUGCACAGAAGUUUAAUGUUUUUAGGUGUUUUAAGCUCCAUAAAGGACGAUCAGGAAAAGUAUUUCAGAUACAAAUGUAUUCACGAGGAAAGCUGAUAAGGUGUCAUGGAUGGAACAAAUGCUUUCUGCUUGUAAAUGACAUAUCUGUCCAGCAAAUCCUGCUGCUCCGGUUAAUCUGGAUGAGUGUCAUGUAAGGUCACUUUAAUCAUUUAUGAACUGACGGCUUCAAAAAGAGCAAACCGGCCCGAAUGCACUUCUGCUUAUGGUCCUGUAAUCACUUCUCAGCUUUUCAUGAGUCUACUCUUAUUUAUUGUGCCUUGUGUUAUUCAUUGUGUUCAGACUGUGUGUAACCGUGAUGAAUCUGAAAUAAAUGCUGAUGAUUAUUCUCAA